UCAAACAUUAACAUACAUUGGAGGUCAAGCCACGGUAUAAAUACCGCUGCGCGCUGAAUGAAGUUAGUCAUCCUCCAACAAGAGAAACUUAGCGAGAUACCAAGAAGCAACUUCUCACUUGAUUUUUUUAAACAGCUAUUCGUUUGUGAUGAGUGGAUUAUUUAUGAAUUACUUCUGGGUGGCGGCAGCCUUCUCUGUCCUUCUGACGCCGGCACUGAGUUCGCCCUUGCUGGCACAGGAGCCAAUCCGCUGCGCCCCGUGCACGCCGGAGAGGCAGUUGGAAUGCCCGGCGGUCGCGCCGGAAUGUGAGGAGGUUCUCCGGGAGCCGGGCUGCGGGUGCUGCCUUGCUUGCGCUCUGAAGAAGGGCGACUUUUGCGGAAUCUACACGGCGCACUGUGGCUCGGGCUUGCGCUGCACGCCAAGACCCGGGGACACCCGACCCCUCCAUUCACUCACGCGGGGGCAAGCCGUCUGCGUGGAGAUCUCCGAAGCUCAGCGAAGCCAAGCAACUCCAAGUGCAGAUCAGAGUGAGUUAGAAGCAGAAACCAGAAACGGCGCCGCCACACCUGACCAAGUACCAAUCUACCUCUCCGGAAAUAACAAGCCCUUUGAUCCGAAGGCUGUUGCGGAUGCUCAGGAAAGCAUGAAAGCCAAGUUCAACGCCAUCCGAAAGAAACUCGUGGAACCGGGCCCCUGUCACAUCGAGCUGCAGCGAGCCCUGGAGAAGAUAGCCAAAUCGCAGCAGAAGCCGGGCGACAAGCUGACCAAAUUCUACCUGCCCAACUGCGACAAGCACGGCUUCUACAAGGCCAAGCAGUGUGAGUCUUCACUGGAUGGCCAGAGGGGCCGGUGUUGGUGCGUGUCUUCCUGGAAUGGGAAGAGGAUCCUCGGGUCCAGCGAUCUCACGGGGGAUUCGGAGUGCCAACAAGAACUCACACACUGACAGCACUCAUCCAUCCUACAACACACACACACACACACACACACGCUCACCUGCAGGCACCGACACGCACAGGCACACUCUCCUUCGCGUGCACCGAUGGAUCUUCUUUUGAUACCUUUCUUAUUUAUUUAAUGUUCAUCCUUGAUUCAGGUACACUGUCUUUUGAUUGUUAACACUGUGGUUCCCGGAAAUUAAAUAAGAAAACUAUUUUUCUGAAAGGAAACAAAAUAAUCAAAAUGUAUUUACAUGAACUAUAUGGCCAUAUUUAUUUUAAACGUAAUGUAAACAUUCUAGUAUUUAAUAUUUGUAAUUAUUUUAAGGAUAUUUAUAUAUACAUGUUUGCUUUAUUACUUUUUUGUAUGGAUGUAUAUAGGAGAAGUGUUUAUUUCUGGGUUCUGACUACGUAACUCCGUGAGUGGGCAUACCUCAUGCUGUCCUAUCUCAAGGUCUUUUCGGUUUUAUUCUUGAAUGAAUGAUUACAGAGCCAAGCAACUGCAAGGCAUCAAACUCGGGUUUCGAUGGAGUGGAGUGUCUUUGUUAUGCUGUACUGAUGUGCUGAAAGAACUGAGAAUUUCUCAGUACUGUAUGAAUACACCAUUGAAAAAAAAAA
This is a messenger RNA of Anguilla anguilla (European eel), 1553 nucleotides long. It is a transcript of the gene igfbp1a, whose product is annotated as insulin-like growth factor binding protein 1a. The transcript is spliced from 4 exons. Gene Ontology annotation, cellular component: extracellular region. NCBI's taxonomy places the organism in Eukaryota, Metazoa, Chordata, Actinopteri, Anguilliformes, Anguillidae. Gene Ontology annotation, biological process: regulation of insulin-like growth factor receptor signaling pathway. The record is from RefSeq and is a predicted model, not a curated record. Bases 149 to 943 code for a protein of 264 amino acids. Gene Ontology annotation, molecular function: insulin-like growth factor I binding; insulin-like growth factor II binding.